Molecule: messenger RNA, 801 nt
Organism: Heterobilharzia americana
Lineage: Eukaryota; Metazoa; Platyhelminthes; Trematoda; Strigeidida; Schistosomatidae
Source: the annotation of a GenBank genome assembly
AUGAAAUCGAAUGCACGCUGUAAUAAUAAACAACCACGUCUGUCAUCAAAUUCAUCCUCACUGCUAUCAUCAGUUAAUCGUGUGGACUGCAGUCCACCAGGAAAACAACCUGUAACUAGAUGUAAUCAUUGUCAUGUUUUAUUCCCAUCAUUAUAUGAACUGAAUAAUCAUUUUCUGACAGAGCAUAACGUUAUACUUCAAGCUGAAAUGGAGCACACAAAAUCAUGGAAAUCACAUACAAUAGAUGACGCAUGCUUACAAGGGCUUACACGUCUUGAAAAUCGAAUAACUGAAGAUUAUACUGUGCACUCAAAGAAUAUGAAGGUAAUACUCAGUCAUCCAAACAAUAUGAACACUUCUGGUUAUCCUUGCCCAAACUGUGAUUAUGUGGCUAAGUGGCCAACUGAACUUCAAAAACAUAUAAUGGUUCAUUCAAAACAACGUCCACAUCGUUGUAUUAUCUGCGGGUUAUCAUAUAAAUGGAAAUGGGAUCUUGGUAGACAUUUUGACAAAAGUCACAACAGAACUAUGAACCCUUAUAAGAAGAAUGUAUUCAGUAAUUCACUAAAUCAAGAAAACCGACAAAAGGUUGUGAGAUCUCAGAAGUCAUCAAUUCGUAAACAUGCAGAGAUAAAACAAAGUCUUCAGUUAGCUCCUUCAAUGGUUGACUACAUUCCAUUCUCAAUAUCUCCAACAAAUAUUGAUCUUAAUCAGCGGGGUGAAAUUUGUAAUUCACUAAAACAUGAUAUUUCAAUGAAAUCAGUGAAUCGACCAGGAUAUAAUCAUAUGCAGUCAGUUUGA